CCAUGCCAAAACAUGAAUUCUUUGUAGACAUGAUCCAUGAAGGGUGUCCUAAUGCCGCCAGCUGUGUUCUCAACAAGCUGGGAGGUGUUCAGUUUGAAAUUGACCUGCCCAGCGACAAGGUGAAUAUAGACUCAGAGCACAGUGUUGACACCUUGCUGAACACCCUGAAGAAAACUGGGAAGGAUGCCUCCUACCUUGGAGACAAAUAGCCACACAGGAAGACUUGGCCGGUGGGGCUACUCUGCUUUAGGAAAGCAACGCUUAACAUGGCUUCUGUCAGAAGGCAGCUGUUUACACUUCUGUCAAUCUUCCUUUGACCACAGUUGUGCUGCCAGAUGUUGGAGAAGAGGGGAAGGGUGGGAGGAAGAAGAAGUCCUUUGGUGGGGGAAGGACUAUGAGAAAUUUUGACCGCAGAUGUCCCAUGUCUUAUCCUACAGCAGUAGUGUUUCUUCUCUUUGGCCUUGUAAUAAAACUUGAA
Messenger RNA from Podarcis raffonei (Aeolian wall lizard), 478 nucleotides. Its product is annotated as copper transport protein ATOX1-like. Gene Ontology annotation, cellular component: cytosol. The transcript has a single exon. The record is from RefSeq and is a predicted model, not a curated record. Bases 3 to 209 code for a protein of 68 amino acids. Gene Ontology annotation, biological process: copper ion transport. Gene Ontology annotation, molecular function: copper chaperone activity; metal ion binding. NCBI's taxonomy places the organism in Eukaryota, Metazoa, Chordata, Lepidosauria, Squamata, Lacertidae.